Adineta ricciae is the source of this 960-nucleotide messenger RNA. NCBI's taxonomy places the organism in Eukaryota, Metazoa, Rotifera, Eurotatoria, Adinetida, Adinetidae. The record is from the annotation of a GenBank genome assembly.
AUGUAUUUCGGACUGUUUCUCGGCAGUUUCUUUACUCUAUUCCUUCUCUACGAAUUAUACUGUCGAUCUCGACUACGCACAUCAACAAAUGUUCUUAUCGUAAUAAUAUUUUGUUCUGAUUCUCUACGUGCAGUCGUUUGUGCUAUAUUAGAAACCGUUGUUUUAACUAAAACCUGGAACACAUCAAUAGCAAAUUGUGAAAAUGAAAUACCUGUUAUUCACUAUAGUCCUGUUAUAAUAAACUCCUGCCGAGCAACUAUGGCAAUACGUUCUAUUUUCAAUGUAACACAACCAUUCGGAUUUGUUGCUAUCGCAUAUGAACGUUUGUACAUGUUAUUGAAUCGAAAUGGAAAUUCUAAUAUGAAUGCUAUUCGUUUAAAACACAUUUUCAUUUGGAUUGCAGUCACAUUUUUCUUUGGUAUUGUAUUUGGUGCGUAUCACGCAAUUGCAUAUCCACCUUCGAAUACGUGCUACGGACAGUCGGAUACAGCAUCACGAGUCGCGAUGAUUAUUCAACUAUUCUGCAUCUUUUGUGCUGCAUUAAUUGGAAGUCUGAUUUAUGUGAAAAUAUGUUUCACUGUGCGCAAACAUCGGGCUAAUCUGAUUACACCAAUCGCAGAGGAUAGGAAUAUGAGAAAGCGUAUUAGACGAAUGAAUACGUUAGCGAAAAAGAAUAUUCAGUUAACUAAGCAAGCAUUUAUUAUUUUCCUUUCGUUUUUCUUCUGGCGUCUGCCCUCGACAGCUUUGGUUUUCCUAAAUUUGAUCAUUGCUCAACAAUUACGCUACAAAAAUCGAUGUUAUCUCGAAGAAUUUACUAAUUUAUCGAUUCAGCUUAUUUUUGUAGCGACAAUCACUGAUCCCUUGGUUUACAUAUGGACAAAAUCAGUAUUAAAACAAAACUUUCUACAACUUCGAUUCCUCCCGCUUCGUUUUGCACGUAGCACAAUAAAUGACCGAUGA